Thlaspi arvense is the source of this 309-nucleotide messenger RNA. NCBI's taxonomy places the organism in Eukaryota, Viridiplantae, Streptophyta, Magnoliopsida, Brassicales, Brassicaceae. The record is from the annotation of a GenBank genome assembly.
AUGGACAAAGUUGUGAGGAUAUCAUCAGAGAAAGGAGUGGUUAUAUUCAGUAAGAGCUCGUGUUGCAUGUCCUAUGCGGUUCAAGUUCUCUUCCAAGACCUCGGUGUCCACCCGACCGUCCAUGAGAUAGAUAAGGACCCUGAUUGUCGUGAGAUCGAGAAAGCCCUAAUGAGGCUCGGCUGUUCCACGCCGGUCCCAGCCAUCUUUGUGGGCGGGAAGCUCGUGGGUUCGACCAAUGAAGUCAUGUCGAUGCACCUAAGCGGCACGCUGGUUCCUCUGGUUAAGCCAUUUCAGGCCAAUCUAUGUUAG